CAAUGACCUCGCUAAUUUCAUCUGCUGCAGUGAUGGGAUCCAUAGGUGCCAACUACAGCUAAGCAGUGGAAGGAAACUGAAGGUCUUCAUUUUCUUGAUAACUCUUAAUCAAAGCAAACACAUCUUGUUUGCCCCUCUGCAAGAAGAUGGAACGUUUAUGUUUGAUAUCCAUUGUAAUUUUUACUUGGAUCGUAUUCCAUGUGCUCCAGCUACAUUUGCAGACGCUGGCGUUUCUGAACUUGAAACACUUAAGUAUUCAACUCCAAACAUUUUGGAUUUGAUUCUCUUAUCUUGCAGGUUUAUCUGACAGCCCUUAUCUUCUUUGGUGUUUUUGCCUCAUCAACCAAGGAGAUACUUUUCCAGUGUUAUAAACAUUUGGAAGAUUAACUGAAAAAGUGAAACUAAUUAAUGAAAGGUAAUGCAGGAAGUUUGAGACAGGGCAAGGAACAAUCUGCUGAGGAUAAUACAGCAUUUGAAUAUCCUCCUAAUCUUUAACAUUUGGUCUAUAAGCACUGUUAAGUGAGGUGCAUAAUGCUCUACAAGCCAGCACUUUUCAAGAUCGUUUAAUGAAUUCAUAUCACUUGUGGUUGACAUUGAAACUCAUAAUCAGUCAGGUUCCACCCAAAUGUCAACAAGCAACCAUGAAUCACCGUUGCUAACCAAGCAGUUACCAGUCACAACAUUAUCAAAGCAUCUGUGCUGAAAUAGAGAACAACAAACUGUAGUGAAACUACCUACCAAAAAAUGCUAGAAAAUGUCUGUAUAAUGCUGUUUUUAAGUGUUCUCCGUAGUUAGCUGAUAAUGCAUUUUGAAUUUAGCUUUUAAAAAGAGCAUUCUUGCUCUCCUGUAAUUCACUUAUUUUUCCCGAUCUCUCUGCCCCCAUUACUGUCUCUUCUCAGAUUAUUAUCCAGCUUUACGAAGAAGACUAAAGCAGGUGGUGAUUCCCAUCUGCGUUGGACAAUGCCUGGUAAAUGUUAGUCCUUCUGCAGCAAGGCAGGGGAUAAGCACUACGGUAUUAUCCUUACCUGUGCUGCAGUACUGCCCACUGGCAACAGUGCUACAGGGUAGACACAAAGAGAUGGUGCCUAUCCAAGGGAACACACAGUCUGCUCCUUGGUCCUCCCUGUCUGUUUAGUGCUAGUGAAGUGGACUCAGCAGGAGAUCCAAGCAGUCACUGCAAUAGAUGUGCAGCAAGCUCCAUAUCAAGUUUUGAUUCCUUUCCUUUUUGUCAUUUCUUCUAGCAGCGUUGGGAGCAUGUGGGUCUGUGGGGAAAGAAAUGCAAUUGACUGGAAAAAGCUCAGAUUUUGCAGGUGUUUCUUACAAUUACUCGGGGCUCAUUAGAUACCUCAGCACCCAUAAAAGUUGUGAAACACGUUCAAUGCAAAGAACUGCAAGAAUGGAAAAAGCAAUCAACUGGGUAAAGACCUACUCCUUCUGCUUUGCAUUCAAUGCUUUUACUUUUCCUCAAACACAGAGCUUAUAGUCCGGACACUGGUGGACUCUACCUGCAGAUCAGAAUGCCUGCUCCAGAGACAACUGAAAUAGAUGUAGAUGGAGGAAUUGAUCGAGACAUCUUUGACAUCAAUGAAGCUUUGGGGCUAGACCUUUUUGAGGGAGACAUCAAACUUGAUGGGAUGCAGGAACGAAACUCCAUCAUUGGUGACAACUAUCGGUGGCCACACGUUAUCCCCUAUGUCCUUGAGGAUAGCCUAGAAAUGAAUGCUAAGGGACUCAUCCAUAAGGCAUUUGAACAGUAUCGACUAAAAACCUGUAUUGACUUCAAACCUUGGGAAGGGGAGAAGAAUUACAUAUCUGUCUUCAAAGGAAGUGGCUGCUGGUCCUUAGUGGGAAACCGACAAGUAGGGUUGCAGCAGAUCUCCAUCGGAGCCAACUGUGACAGGAUUGGGACAAUCCAGCAUGAAUUCCUGCAUGCCCUGGGAUUCUGGCAUGAGCAGUCACGGUCCGACCGGGAUGACUAUGUGUCCAUUGUCUGGGACAGGAUUCAGCCUGGUAAAGGUUAUAAUUUUAAUAAAUAUGAUGAUAAAACAUCAGACUCCUUGAAUGUUCCAUAUGACUAUACUUCUGUGAUGCACUAUAGCCAAAAUGCAUUCAGAAAUGGAACUGAACCCACCAUCAUCACUAACAUACCAGACUUCAUGGAUGUAAUAGGACAGCGAAUGGAUUUCAGUGAUUACGAUCUCCAGAAACUGAACCGGCUCUACAAUUGCUCCUCCUCCCUAAGUUUCAUGGACACGUGCAGUUUUGAACUUGAAAACAUAUGUGGCAUGAUUCAAAGUUCAGGUGAUAACAGUGAUUGGCAGCGCUUGUCUCACGUUCCUGCUGGGCCAAAUACUGAUUACACUAUUAUGGGAGAAUGUGAAGAUUCUGGCUACUUCAUGCAUUUUAGCACUAGCGCUGGAGUAGAGGGAAGCACAGCUAUUCUGGAGAGCCGAAUUCUGUAUCCCAAAAGGGGCUUUCAGUGCUUACAAUUCUAUUUCUAUAACAGCGGUCAUGAAACUGACCGACUGUACGUCGGGGUCAAGGAGUAUACUUCAGAACAUCCAAAUGGUAAUUUGAGACUCAUCGAAGAGGUAAAAGGUUCACCUGCGACUUACUGGCAGCUCCAUCAUGUUUCUUUGAAUGUCACAAGUAAAUUCCGGGUUGUGUUUCAAGGUGUGAAAGGAAGUGGCUUAUCGAACGGAGGCCUCUCUAUUGAUGACAUCAAUUUGUCAGAAACUCAGUGUCCCCACCAUGUCUGGCAUAUCAGAAAUUUCACACAUCUCCUCAACACAAGCCCAGCAGGGACAGCAGGAAGAAUAUACAGUCCACCUUUUUACUCUAGUAAAGGAUAUGCUUUUCAGAUUGGCUUGUUUAUAAACGGUACCGAUGAUAACCCAUUUAAUUUAGGAAUUUACUUGUACUUGAUUUCUGGAGCAAAUGAUGAUCAGUUGCAAUGGCCUUGUCCGUGGCAACAAUGUACCAUGGUUCUGCUUGACCAGCAUCCUGAUAUUCGUCAACGGAUGUCAAACCAAAGAAGUAUAACAACUGACCCUCUGAAAUUAUCAGAUUCUUCUUCAACUUAUUUUUGGGAUAGGCCAGAUAAGGUGGGAUCCAUAGCAUCUUUUCCCAAUGGAACUACAUUUAUGAGAGGUCUAGGAAGUGGAACCAGUGCAUUCUUAACUCAUCAGAGACUUAGAAGCCGCAACUUUAUUAAAGAAGACAGUGUUUAUAUUCUUUUAACAAUGGAAGAUAUAUCACAUCUACUAUCAACUCAACCAAGUGUUUCACCCACCUUCAUGGUGAACACGUCUAGUGCAAACACUAUCAAACCUCCCUCUAAUGCUACAGCCUCCACCACGCCCACCUCCACCACCAAGCCUACCACAAGGCCUACUGCCACCACAACACCCAUCACAACCUCUGUCCCCUUGACCGAAAAGCCAGAGGUUCCUGAUUCCUGCCCAGACAACCCUUGUGAAAAUGAUGGCAUCUGCAUUAUUGUAGACAGAGCACCGGUAUGCAGAUGUCCAGCAGGUGACGACUGGUGGUACAUGGGAGAAAAGUGUGAAAAGAAAGGCUCAAAUCACGACAAUAUUGUAAUAGCUGUUUCUUCAACCAUGGCUGUAUUUGUUGUAAUGCUUAUUGUCACUAUCACAACUGCAGUGUGCCUUAAAAAGAAAUACAGCCAAGGAAAGGAAAAUGGUCAGAGCCUGCCUCUAGAAAAUAAAACAUCCUUCUGAAGAUAAUGCAAGCAAGCAUCAAAGACACAAGAUGAACAUCACUGGAAAACCACAACUACGUCUUCAUUCUUUCUGUUACUUUUAUCUCAACCAUCAUGAUGGAGGUUUGUAAAGUCUGGAAAAUAGUUCAUCACGUGGAUAAAAUACUGUGCUAACAUCAGUAAAGUGUGUGACAGUGUUGUGUACUACCAUGCAAUAGAGAAAGAUGGAAAGAUGUAUUGUGACAUGCUUGCCUUGUCUUUUAAAUAUAC
Cuculus canorus (common cuckoo) is the source of this 3991-nucleotide messenger RNA. It is a transcript of the gene MEP1B, whose product is annotated as meprin A subunit beta. The coding region runs from base 1449 to 3740 and encodes 763 amino acids. Gene Ontology annotation, cellular component: membrane. NCBI's taxonomy places the organism in Eukaryota, Metazoa, Chordata, Aves, Cuculiformes, Cuculidae. The record is from RefSeq and is a predicted model, not a curated record. The transcript is spliced from 16 exons. Gene Ontology annotation, molecular function: protein binding; metalloendopeptidase activity; zinc ion binding. Gene Ontology annotation, biological process: proteolysis.